AUGCCGAGUAUAACUCUCCGACACCGGCCCAGUAUUACAUUUCAAAGCUCAAGCCAGCUGACUUCUACUGCAAUGCUGCGAGCAAGCGAAGAGAAACCCAUGUCCCAAUGCCAAGAGCAGAUCACGUGGAUCUCAACGGUGAAAGAGCGGCAAAAUGAAGUAGAAGUCUGCGUAGAAAGCGUUUUGCUUGUUGCCAUUACUCGUCAAAAUCCUCCUGUUCAUUCAGCUGAGCAAUCCGUCGCAUUCUUUGCGUUCAUCAAGCAUCGAGAUGGAAUCAAUCCACGAAAAACACACAGUAGAUCCAGAGGCUGCCUGUGCAGUGCAAUGUCCGGACAGCAAUGA
Aspergillus calidoustus is the source of this 342-nucleotide messenger RNA. NCBI's taxonomy places the organism in Eukaryota, Fungi, Ascomycota, Eurotiomycetes, Eurotiales, Aspergillaceae. The record is from the annotation of a GenBank genome assembly.